UGACAACCUCAGUGUGGCGGACCUCGUCCCCACACUCCCCCACAUCCUCCUGGUUAUUAUCGUACCUCCUUCCCCUCUGCUUCAGCCUUACUCGUGAGUGAGCCUGAUGAACCAAACAUCGUUUCCCCCCCAUUUGACGCACCUACCCAACUAAGACACCUUAACCUAUCUACCGGCCGAAAUCGCCCGACCUAGCUGAAGCGUAUCUUCUGCUAAAGAACGACGCAGCUUUGUGCUUCUUUGCGCAACGCGCCCCGACAUCUCUGCCCGACCAACAUCCCCGCGGCCCGCCUCGUUGACUGCUCGCGCCGCCAACACAAUGGGCAACACUACCAGCGCUGUGCUGGACAACAUAGUCCAGGGGUCCAACUUCGAUAGAGAAGAAGUCGACCGCCUGCGGAAAAGGUUUAUGAAAUUGGAUAAGGACAAUUCCGGCACCAUCGAGCGCGACGAAUUCCUCAGCCUCCCGCAAAUAUCUUCAAAUCCGCUUGCUACCAGAAUGAUUGCCAUCUUUGAUGAAGAUGGUGGCGGCGACGUUGACUUUCAAGAGUUUGUAUCAGGGCUGAGCGCUUUCUCGAGCAAGGGCAACAAGGAGCAGAAGCUCAAGUUCGCGUUCAAGGUAUACGACAUUGAUCGUGACGGCUACAUCAGCAACGGCGAGCUGUUUAUUGUGCUCAAGAUGAUGGUGGGCAGCAACCUUAAGGAUCAGCAGCUGCAGCAGAUUGUGGACAAGACAAUCAUGGAGGCAGAUCUUGACCGUGAUGGCAAGAUCAGCUUCGAGGAGUUCACCAGGAUGGUCGAGCAUACCGACGUGGUGAGCAUGAGCAUGAUGACUCUAGGUGGGUAUCUUGCUUUCUUUUCCUCCUUGCCACGCCCCCACCCCCAUCCGUUUCUCAGACUAUAUUUGGACAGCGGUAGUUCUUUUGAAAGGAAUGGUGGGCGGGGGGCGGCUUGGACGAGAGAAAGACAGAUGCAGCACACUUUUUUCGCUAACUCGUUACUCUCUUGCAGACCAGUUCUAAGUAUUUCAGCUUCCUGGAAGAUACCAUGAUAUGAGCUCCGUUUUCCUUUCUCCUUUUUCUUGGCGGACACGAAAAAAUUGGCCUUUUCUUCUGUGCCUUGGUUUUCGAAUUGGGAUGGAGAGACUCUUUAGGAUCGUCAUGGUGAGCCAACCAGCCUUUGCAUAGUGUUCUUGCAGAUCAGGAAAGUUUGCUCAUAGAUAGGAGUUAUAAUAAGAUACGCUAUCGGA
This is a messenger RNA of Lasiosphaeria miniovina, 1249 nucleotides long. RefSeq lists its product as uncharacterized. The record is from RefSeq and is a predicted model, not a curated record. Gene Ontology annotation, cellular component: calcineurin complex. NCBI's taxonomy places the organism in Eukaryota, Fungi, Ascomycota, Sordariomycetes, Sordariales, Lasiosphaeriaceae. The transcript is spliced from 4 exons. Gene Ontology annotation, molecular function: phosphatase binding; calcium-dependent protein serine/threonine phosphatase regulator activity; calcium ion binding. Gene Ontology annotation, biological process: protein dephosphorylation; calcineurin-mediated signaling. Bases 320 to 1051 code for a protein of 243 amino acids.